AUGGCUCUGCCCUUGGUGUCCACCCCAAAGAUUGAAAUGAUCGCCUCCGGCGGAGCCUCCGCGCCGGCGGAGGCGAUGAACACUUCCGUCAUCGAAGAGCCUCGAGUUAUGUCGUUGGGCGAGCUGUCCAAAGAGUACUCGUCGUAUGUGCUGCUCACGGUAGGUUUGAAAAUUUAUGCAAAUUUUAUGCAAUUUUUUUGCAAUUUUAAUGUCGAAAAUAUGUUGAAAACCCAAAAACAACCACUCCCAAUUAGCCAAAUCCGUUGCAGCUUGUAAUGUAACGGCUUUUACGGCACUCUAAAAGUAUUACAUUCCCGGGGAUUAAACUGAAAUUUGCAAUAAUAGGAUUUCCUCUCCACACAUAAUGGGAUUGCGCGGUUUACAAUGUGCUGGAUCAGCGGGGAAACUGCUGCAAGCCGAUUGGAGGGCCGUAAAUUUUGUUGAUUCGCAAAGUAUUUGCUAUGCUUUGAAAGUUCACUGUUCACAUGAGUCGUAGAGCCGUUAAUGAAGUCAUUAGGGCUUUGAUCCAAACUAGGCUUGGCGCAAGGCCGGGAGCAUGGCUCCGGCGAGGAAAAUCUUAAUUUUUGCUCACAAGAGAGGCAUGAGAUUGUCGGGAAAAUAUGUACGAGUUGUUCCAAUACGCUAAUUUUUUGAAAUUGCACAUUGCAAAAUGUUUCGAAUCGGAUCGCGUCGUGGCGGGCGGAGACGGCAAGCCGCAGUUGCAGGUUUAGUGCGCGGCUGCACCUUUUUUCAACGAGGUGAAACAUUUCGCUGCGACGACUCGCCACUAUCUUCCCGACAGACCGAUACUAGUUGCCAUGAAGUCCCGGCGCAAAAAGUCAAGUUGCGAGCGACGGCCCGAAGGAUCCUAAAUUGAACAGUGCAAAGAACUUAUGUUUUCGCACAGUGAAUGUCGCUAAAAUCACUUCAGCAACUUUCCGAACGGAUUACUAGUCAGUUACGUCGCUGAAAUGAAAAAGCAAUUUGAUUUUGCCGCUACACAAUUAAUUUUCUCGACGGCAGUGCGAUUUUCGAUGCGAUAAAGUGCUAAUUAUUUUUCCGACAAUUAGAUAAACUACAGUUUCGAUUGCCAUUAGGUUUGCUGGUCCCACUUCUGCAGGGAUUACGCUAUAUUUUUGUUAUAAGUGCAUUCUACAACCGACAUUACUUCUUGCCGCAACGAAAGCCCUUAUCGAAUAAUAUAAAGCCCCUUCUAAUCCGUCUGCGUAGUAUUCCGGUACGAAUUUCGCAUUAAUUCCUGUGAUUCCUGCAUGCGGCCCAAAGCAGAUUUCACCCAGUAUUAUAAUAGCACAAUGGCGGACGUCAGCGGUGGACAAAACAGCGACGUACGCGGGCUAAAAUUAGGCCACUCCACGUGCGGCACGUGCGUAAGGAGCGGUUGGUAAAUAACGUUGAGGAGAGUGGGGUUUGUGGUGUUGUAGGGUUAUAAGUUCUGAUGGGAGAUUUUGAUAUGCAUAAAAUUGCUUGGAGCGGGAAGGAGAGCCGUUAACCACCGCUCAGAGGAAUAUAGACUAGUUAGAAUAAGAAUAGAGUUUAUUUGGCACACACAAAAGAGAGAGACCACUCUCGCGAGAGACGGGACAGAGAAUGACUCUGAUUUGGGAUCAAACGUUGCUUUUAUAGCGGUUGAUAAACGUAGAAUCAGUGGGAACUUGGGUAAAAAUGAAGACGUGAAUGUUGGGCAACAUGGUUACGAUAAAAAAUAAUGACUAUGGGACAUACCGGCUUUGUUAAGAAUUGGCUUAAAUUUGGAAAGAUCUUUAUUGGAUUUAUGCGACUUGUGGCUUGAACUGGUCCAGUACAACAUCAUUUUUAUAAUAUUCAGAUAGUUUGAAAGCUGGCAAAAAUACUGUCUUUUUGCAAAUUUUUGUGUUUAUUUCUAUCGUAUAGGGUACCGUUUUCACAAGAAAUCAUAUUUUUCCUCACGCAACGAGCAAAGAUAUGGUCAAAAGGUGUUUCUUCUCUCUGGCCGCGCUCUGGCCACGUUCACCACGCUCUUUCGGCCGCAAAGUCAUUGAAUAUCUCGCUGCGCCUGUAAAGCGACAGGCUAAAAUUUUCAUUUAUACGAACUAUGUGCCAGUAGUUCCUUUGUAAGCCCAUCUUACAGUAUGCCUUCUCAACUUGGCCGCCUUAAGCCUGCAUUUAUACAAAUUAACCGCCAACCUUUUGUUUGACAUAAGCAGCUUGCACGUGGCCCAGCGUACCGGCCUUUGUCUUUGCAGCACUCUACUGUAGUAGAACGGUGUUUCAUCAUGGGGAACGAAAGGCCCUAAUCCUUCAACAAAGAGGGACUUCUCGAGAAUUUCGACGCAUUUCGUAAGAUUGGCGGAACAGCGGAUUACCAAGACAUUGCAAAGCACCUAUUUCGAAGCGACGUAACUCAGGAAUGGGCCGGAAAUUACAUUCCUAGGCAGAUUCGGAGGGAAAGGUUUAAAAUAGAAAUUCAAUCUUUUCGCUGGAGAGAACGUGAAGUGAAGUGAGACCGCCAGACGAAAGCGUGUUUUGUUCAAUAAUUUUGCGACGUCCAGAUCUUCUCUUAAUUUUGCACACACUUAGGUCAUACAUAUAUAACAAGCUAAUUACUAAAAAUUUUUUCAUGUGGGUUCUCGCGACAACCAAGAUAUUCAGCAACCCUUUCGGCCGAAGGAUUACGCGAAAUCCGGAAGGCGGUCAGAGAAAAAAAUCACUUUCUUUGACGGUUUCGUGCGGAUAAAAACUGGUUUUUUGUGGAAAAAUUACCUUCUCUGGUAGUUUCUACAAAGCGCGAGCUACAGUGGGGGAGCUGAUCCAGUGGCAAAAAACGUACCAUUUUAUAUCCGGGAAGUAUCAGAAAUGUAGCAAAAUGCUUCAACUUCGUUUUGAAGGGUGCGCCUUUUCCCUCACAAAAAGAGCUGCCGCGCUUUUGAAAUCGCAGUUUUUUCACGGGGAGAGGGAAGCAUUUUGCCACAUUUUUGAUACUUCCCGGAUGCAAAAUGGUACGUUGUUCGCCACUGGAUCAGGUUCUCCACUGUAGGUGUCUCAGAUACGCCUUUAAAAAAAAUAUUCUAAAUUUUUGCCAAGUUUCAUUAAAAUUUCUAAUGUUUUUUGAUCCAUUUUUGAUAUGCAGUAAUUCUGUUUUUGGAAUUACCACGCAAAAUCUAAGCCGGGCCUGAUUUCUGAUCCAAACCGAACGCACAAUAAAAUUAAAUUUUUUCAUCUCCCGUUCCACGGCAUCAUCGACCCGGAUUAUCGCCGCCAGACAAAGGACCCAAUCCUUAGGCGCUGUUUUGGAAGCCUAGCAAAAAAACGCUGAAAAACAAAUUUGAGGACAAAGAAUGUCGUUUGGGCUACAAAAAAUAAUUUGAAUCCAUUAAUCCGGCUGGAACACCAAGCCCUAAGGGUAUUUGCAUUGUAACACCCGAUUACACCGCUGAGCCGUCAACAUUGGGAUUAGUGGUGACGCAGAAACUUGUUAUUCAAUACUGUAGCUAAAAGUUCUGGAAGCGGAAUUAAAAAAGUGGAUUUCUUUUGUUUUUCGGGAAGCAAACAGCAUGGAUUUUGAUAAUUCUUGGAACAAAUAGAGAUUAGGGCUUUAUGUGAAAAAUGUCGGGAAAAUAAUGAGAACUCUGUCGCAUGGAAAAUGGCAUCCCCGUCGAGAAAAUAAAUUUUGUCCCGACAAAAUAAAAUUGUUUUUUCACUUCAGUGACACAAUCGAUGCAGCGACAUUGUGCUCAUUAUUUUCCCGACAGGCUGAUAUUAUACCUGUGACAUGCGAUUUUUUGGGUCAAAUAUUUUCCAUAAUAUUCGUUUUAAAUUUUUAGGCUGAAAAAUUCUAUGGCUUUUAACGAUGACAUGCAUAACUUUUCCACAACAACUCAAAUUUUCAUUCGAAAACGUUGGCUUUUUCCCAUAGUCAACGUUUUCGUCGUCUAGCCAACUCUCCUCAUUCUCCGUGCUUUCUUACGACAUUCGUUCAAUGUAUAUAUAGGCAGCGUCUACAGUGUUGUAACUGACUAUCACGCCUCUGAUUUUCUAUCAGUCUGUCGGGAAAAUAAUGAGCACAAUGUCGCUGCGCCGAUCGAGUCGCUGAACUGAAAGACAAUUUGAUUUUGCCGCAACAGAAUUCAUUUUUUUGGCGGCGAGAAAAUGAUCUUCGAUGCGCUAGAAUGCUCAUUAUUUCCCCGGCAGACUACAGUUUUUACAUUUGUUUUGUGACCUAUGCCGAUUACACUUUUAAAGUUUCGCCAAAAUCUGAGAAUUGCACCUCUGGCACGUUCCCUUCUACUUUUUGUUUUACUCUUCGUGCAACGUUGAACCUUCCACCUUUGUAAAGCGCUUUCGGAUCAACAAAUCCUCUGUUAAUCAGCUCAAAGUUCGCUCUACGUCAACACGGUAGCCCAUCUUUUGAAGAUGGAGCGUUUUUACAAAGUCAAAAGUUGUCACAUUUCCUCAAUUAGGCUAAUAAAUCUUGCCUCGCACCUUUCGCAGGGCGCCGCAACGUCAUCGUCCGCGAAAUCCGCUUCAACACCUUUUGGGGGGAGAGAGCGGACGUUGAACCAUCCUCUUAUAUUAUUUUAGCGCGCUUGACGUAAUUUAGAGACCUGUUCGCCUGACCAUUCCGAAUAUCUGCCCCGUCAAAGUGGCUGUUGCGCAAUCGCCUUUUACGUGUUCGUAUAUGUGUGUUUUGUCGUUUUUUGCUCGAGGCGAUCUCUCUUUUUUGGGGGCUUUGAGGGAAUUGGAGUAGUAGGGUGAUGACGUCACGGCGUGGACCAGUUUUAGGAUCCGGUGGGUUUUGAUUGGGUUUGUGCGGGGUUUUGAUUAAAAUGAGAUUUGUAUGGGAUGGUGAGGAAGAUUAGUGCUCUUCUCAACAAAGCCGAGGCUGUAGAGAACUGUUGAGUGCAAGAAAUUUCAAAAUCCUACAAGAAAGUGGCUUAAAGCAGGACGAUUUGGAAUAAGGAUUUCUAUUAGGAGGUCAACAAUCCAAAUUAUUUCAAUCACAGCGCACGGUAACCCAAAAUAGACCAAAAACGUCUCCCGCUCUCUUUUGAAUUUCGUCCAAACGAAGUGUCAAUUUUUCGGUCGGAAAACAACACGAAAAGUUCAUUUUUGAAAUUUCAUUUGAAUUCAACCGAUACUAGGUGGGCGAAGUGCCGAAAGGAGGCGGGAGACUCCCUGGGUUGCCGUGCAGCGUAGCCUCUGUUUUACGAACACCUAUACAAGAAAGCUCAUCAGUCUGUCCGGAAAAGAGUGGGGGCCUGUCGCAGCAAGAUGUUUUGUCUCGGUGAAAAAAGAGUUCAAUCGGGCACCAAAUUUCCAGCCGCGGAUACAAAAAAUCGAUGAUUCCAAGGCGCGACGAUCCCCCAUUAUUUUCCCAAGAGACUGGUAAUCUUCGCCGAAGACAGAGCCUGCGGCACGCAAUGAGCGUACAGGGAGUGCGACGCUUUUUGGUGAUAAACCUGCAAAUUUCUAGCAGAAAAAAUUGUUAUGCUAGAUUGGCCAAAAGAAGUUGUUCAUGGGUCCUAACGGCUCCGCGAAGUGGCCUUACAGGCUCCGCAGUGCACACGAAACAUGCAUUGGGCAGCUUCUAACCUUUCCAAGAGAUACCGUUUUGCACUGCGCGUGGUCAGCGUGCACCAACAUCUCUCGCGGUGAUGACUGUCUCACUUGGGACACUUGAUGGCUGUGGCACAAAUUGUUAAAAUCUUAGCGAACGUUUUCCAGAGAGAUUAGUGUUUUGACUUUUAUUUCUUAUUAUCUAUUUCAUGAGGUCCUGUUUACAUCUUACACACGGAAAAAUUGUUUACCCUCUCAAAAAUCAAUCUUCUGCGUCUGCAUAUAAUAGAAGACUGUGUCGUAUCCUACGCUCAUCCCAUCCUGGCUUUUCAUCCACAUGUCCCCAACCCAUAUCCCAUGCAAAUCCCCAUAACAUUUACGCGGAAAAACACUCCAGCCCUGCACAAUGUUUUCGUCCCACUGCAACUGCAGAUUAACCGAAUUUACGUCAUCAAAAUGCCAAUCCCCUGCGGGCACAGCGGAUUUCGCGCAGAACUGGGAGGCUUUGCAUUUCCGACGGAUAAAUCUGACAUUGAAAUUAGAAGGGUAUCAUUUUUGGAGCUAGUGCGGAUCAUUGGGAUCGGAUUUUACUGUAUUAGGACUUUCAUAAAGUGCACGGACAUUUUUUUGUUUGCGCACAGUGCAUUUUGAAUUUUUUCUUAUGUUUGUUGCCAACGCACAGUGCAUUUUUUUCUUUCGCACAGUGCAAGCCUAAAAAAGGCCGUUUGCACUGUGCAAAUUCCCGGGGCUGGCGCACACUUGCGGGUAACCACUUUGCGGGCAACAGGUUUGCGGGCAAAUUUUUUGCGGGCAGCCACUUUGCGGGCAGCCGACAUUUGCGGCCAGCACCGGCAUUUGCGGGCAGCCUGGGACAUUUGCGGGCAGGGUCGACAGUUGCGGGCAGCCUGGAAGAUUUGCGGGCAGCCGACAUUUGCGGGCAACCGACACCUGAUUGUGAGGGUAACAGGGUGGACGUGGAAAAAUUACUAUGAAAUUUGGAAAUUUGCCGACAUUUGCGGGCAGCCGACAUUUGCGGGCAACCGGCACUUGAGGAAAACAAGGUGGAGGUGGAAAAAUUACUUCGAUAUUUUGGAAGUUUUCCGACAUUUGCGGGCAGGCAAUACUUGCGGGAAACCGACAUUUGCGGGCAACAGUUCCAAAAGUACCAAUACAGUCUGUGUGAUUGUUUUUUCUUGUUGCCCGCAAAUGUCGGCUGCCCGCAAGUGUCGGCUGCCCGCAAAUGUCGGCAAAUUUCCAAAAUAUCGCAGUAAUAUUUCCACCUCCACCCUGUUACCCUCAGGUGCCGGUUGCCCGCAAAUGUCGGCUGCCCGCAAGUGUCGGUUGCCCGCAAGUGUCCCAGGCUGCCCGCAAGUGUCUCAGCUGCCCGCAAAUGUUUCAGCUGCCCGCAAAUGUGACCCCCCAAAUUUUGCCCGCAAAGUGGUUGCCCGCAAAAAAUUUGCCCGCAAACUGGUUGCCCGCAAAGUGGUUGCCCGCAAGUGUCGCGACGCCAUUCCCGGCGCUGCCCAAGCGACGCGAUUGAAACUUGCUUGUGUCGCAGCGAUAUUGCCCAGUGCAAAAACUAAAAAAGGGUGAAAUGCACGGUGCAAAAUGAGAGUUAUUUUUUUGCAAGGUGCGAAAACCAAAAAAAAUUGCCAUGCACGGUGCACGGGAUUUUUUGCACGGUGCACUUGUUUUUGGUUCCGCACUGUGCGGCAAAAUAUCGCAGCGACAUAGAAGAAGAAUGCACUGUGCGUUAGCGACAAACGUAGGAAAAGGUUCCGAGAUGCACCGUGCAAAAGCGAAAAAAUUUUCGUGCACUGCGCAAAAACAAUGGUUAACUUUGCACUGUGCAUUUUUUGGCGUUUUUCACCGUGCGAUAAUCUUUAUUCGGGCUGAGUUUUUCUCCACAGUGCAAACGUGGAAAAAUCAAUCUAGCGACGUUGCAAAUGGACUAGUAAUAACUGAUGACGGGAUUACCCAAAAAACUGAUCCUUACGACGAAACACCACCUUGAAAAGUUCCGUUUCUCUUUUUUUGUCCAACAUGGCGUGCGUCGCACUUCGAACCAUCCUGUUGACCAUUUAAAAAAACAAGUGUGCAGUGUAAAAUAAGUUUUCAACUCCGUUUACACUACACCUCGUGUUGUCUUCACAUUUUUACACUUUUUCCUAUCCUACAUGCCUGCCAAACCAACGAACAUGCUCCAAGAGUGGUUACUCAGGGAAAACAAAUACCAUUACUUCAAAAAUUUUGUAGCCAAAAUGUGGGAAUGUCAUUGUGGUGGGUGCUGACACUUGAGUGAGCACCCUCAUGGCUUCUACUGACAAAGAAAAUAUUGAAUGUACCGGUGCAGCUAGUUUUGACGUGCGUUUUGGCGGCUUUGGAGAACGUAAUGUCAGCAAACUUUCGCUAGUCCGUUUGUGAAGUUGGUGGAGGCUUUUUUGGUGCUUGCAUUUUGAAAUAAAAUCAGGUUGCGAGUGAUAGCCCGCAAAAACUAUUGCACCGUGCACUGCAUUCCGAGCUUUUUUGUCGCUACCGAAGGUCCCGAUUUCCGCUCAAAAUGAGAACAGGGCUGGCUGCGCGCCUCGGCUGAUAGCUAGCCAGCCCAACAAUGAAAAAGAGUAAAAACUGAUUUGCAGUGAGAGUGAAAAAAGACCUAUCCAAUGAUAUAAACAGUUCCUAUUGACUUUCUCCCCAUACAGAUUUAUUUCGCCUACAAAAUUUUAUUUUUUUUUGUUUAGUCAUGGAUAAAUGCACUUUAUGAAAUUACUCUCUCGGCCGCAAGGGUCGCUGAAUAUCUCGGCUGCUACUGCAAAGCCCAAGCCAACCUUUUUAGUAGUUGAUAUGGCUUUAAUUCAAUGCAGGCGCAAAAUUCAUAAGAAAAUUCAAGCGCCGCACCUAGGAGCUUCUGCUUUCGAAUAUUAUGUUAUAUUAUUCACAUCUGCAAAAUCCCAGUUCCACUUGCAGUUCCCUUCCAUUUUCAUUUGUCACCAAUGCCUGUGCAAAUUCCAAAUAUCCAAAAUUUUUACGUAGCCGCCCGCUGAAAACUCCUCUUCAAUUUUUUUUCCAACAAGCCCACGCUACACCUGGCCAAACACUGAUCGCUGGGGCGGCAGUUGUCACAAAACGAAUCAAAAUUUUUUGGUAUUUGCAGUCAUAAUUUCCAUUUUUUUUACCAUUUUUUAAAUUUUUUGUCGCAGUUCUGGCUUGGGACUUUUGACUUGUGCCGGGAAACAAAAGCCCUUAGGGCUUGUCAUUUGGCCUUGCAAGUAUACGUAUAUAAUGUGGCUUCCGGAUGAGUUGAAUUCAUUUUUACUGGGAAUGUUGAUCAAAAAUUGGGACUUGAGUUUUUUGUGGCUGCACUGUGCGAUCCAACAUUUUGAUGACUGCACUGUGCGAUUUUGUGUCCUUUGGAGUCUGCACGGUGCGGUUUACCGUUUGGAGCAUCGAACGGCGCGUUUUGGUUUUCUUGAAGUUUGCAUGGGGCAUUUUUUGAAGCUGCACUGUGCGGUUUGCCGAGUGGAAGACUGCACGGUGCGAUUUGGUUUUUUGACGUUUGCACGGUGCAAUUUGCUUUUUUUGAGCACUGCACUGUGCGAUUCAACGUUUUGAAGAGUGCACUGUGCGAUUUGGUGUUCUUUUGAUUCUGCACGGUGCAAAUUGGUUUUUCGGGUUUGCACGGUGCAAUUUGCUUUUUUUGAGCGCUGCACUGUGCGGUUUACCGCUUGGCAGCCUGCAAGGUGCGAUUUAUUAUUUUUAGAGACUGCACUGCGCAAUUUUCUUUUUUUGGAGUCCGCACUGUGCAUUUUAUUAUUUUGAGCAAUUGCACUGUGCAGUUCCACUUUUUUGAUAUUGCACUUUGAAAAUCUCUCCAAAACUCCGGCCAAAUAAGUUUUCUUGCCAUUUCAUCCCUAAGCUUUUUUGAAGCGUAUUUUACCCAGCUUUCAAUUCCAAGAAAAUCCAAAAAAUUCCAUCUUGGAUAAUCUCAAAUUCCAGUUUAUAAACUUUACUUCCUUAUUGAGAUUAAGUUGGUAAAGCACUUAUUCUUUGGUGCCAUUUACCAUUUCCCCAUACAAUGGCCCCAUUUUCGACAAGCUUUUUUUGACCGCACAGUGCAUCUUGAACCCGCUCGUUCCAACGGUUUGCACGGUGCAAAAAAUUUGCGUUGAGGGCAAAACGAUAAAAAACAAGAGUAAAAGUGCUCUUGUAAUAUUUCGAGAUUGUAGUUGGGACGCAAAUUCGCUAUAAAUGCGGUUUUCAGAGAGAAAACUAAGAAAAUGGCCGCACGGUGCAAAAAAAAGUGUUCUUUGCACUGUGCGCAGAGAAAAAUUUUUAAAAAAUCGUCAAAUUGGAGGCUUUGGGGUGUAAGAAUUGUCCUCAUAAUUUUUCAAGGUUACUGUAAUUUUUUAAUUUUUAAUUUCCGCUACAGUAAUCCGUCUACACAUUCAUUUCCGGAAUGCCUCAAAUUCUCUUGUUUUAUAUUCCCAAAUGACUCAGCAAUUAGGCCUAAUCCGCCGAGGCCAAGGAAUGUCCGAUAUUUUAAUCGUUUUUGUGAGGAUCUUUGCGACAUUUCUCAAAAAAAGUUCAAAAAAUUCUUGCUAAUCCCCGGGAUUAUCGCCUGUGCCCUCCGGCGAUUAUCCCUUCGGAUUUUUGCGGUUGAUCUUGGAACGGUCCUACAAUUGUUUGACGUCAAUGCGAGCGGAUGUGGAGGGUGGGCAACGGGGAUUUUGCCGAUAUUAUCCAUCAAACCCCCAUGGAUAAGAUCAUGUGUCAUAAAUACUCGUCUAAUAAUGCCAAGUCGAAAUAGCACACGCCGAUUUGCGACCCACACACCGGAAAUAGGCAGUUAUUAUAAUUCUGGGGUUACUGUCGCUCGCCGGGGCAGUCUUGAAAAAUGUUUGACUGCACCGUGCAGAAUAAAAAAGUCAGAGUAUUCCGCACAGUGCAAUGAGAAAAACGUCAAAAAUUGUUUGCACAAUGCAAUCAGCACACUUUGAUCGCCACUGCACUGUGAAAUUUUUUUUUGCGAUAACUGCACUGUGCAUUUGGUUAACUUCUUUUGACUGCACAGUGCAGCAUUAAAAACCUGAAGUUUCCGCACAGUGCGAGGAAAAAAUCAUUGACAAGUGUUUGCACAGUGCAAUCAUCACAUUUUGAUCGCCACUGCACCGUGAAAUUUUUUUGCGACAACUGCACCGUGCAAGAUUGAAAAAGCCGGGUAUUCCGCACAGUGCAAACAGAAAAAGGUCAAAAACUGUUUGCACAGUGCAAUCGACACAUUUUGAUCGCCACUGCACCGUAAAAAUUUUUUACGAAAUUUUUCAAAACUUUUUCUGACUGCACUGUGCUAGAAAUGUUUUUGUAAUUUUGAAAUUGCAGCGACAAAUGUCCAUGCAUUUUAUGAAAAAAACUAUCUCCAGAAAAUGCGUAGACUUCUGGCGAUAUUACAAAUUGCACAGUGCAAAAUGCUUUGAAAAGAAUGGCGUUGAGCAACAUGCACAGUGCGGUGAGAAGAAAAGGCCGAAAAAGUCUACGCACUUUAUGAAAAGACUAAUAUUGCUAGCUUUGCAAUUACAAGUAUCAUGUCGCUAAAUAUAAAUAGUAACUUUUAAAAAAAUCUCUUUGCACUGUGCGAUUUUGCAAUUUUCAAUUCUCUGCACUAAAGCGAACUCUUUGCCCUUUUUGUCAUCGCUGACACAGAGCUGCACACUUUCUUCCGGCGAGUCAUUAACUGUUGGGAGACCCGACGACGACUCAAAUCCCGGAUUGAAACGGCGACGGAUAAGCCGAAAGGGGAUAAGGAUAAGAUAAAGAUGGCCGCCGAGCGGCUUAUGACGCUGCAAAGGCCGUGUGACGUCGCUGCACUGGGAGCUUUGGGACUGUUAAGGGAGUAGAUGGGUAGAGAAAAAAGUUUCAGCGCAACAAAAGGGAAAAAUGCAGAUUUUUUGAACAAAAUAUAGAAAAAAUCAGAGAAGACAGGGUUGAAUGGUAAAGUACGGCUAUGUACACAUGAUGCUCCUUAAUAUACGACGAGGUGAGCACACGUUAUUUUUCAUUUUUAGAGUAGUAUUAGGAAAAAUUGCAGAAAAAGUCAUCCAUUUUUUGCAGAUUUCUCAAUCCCAACUCAUCAGUCUGUCGGGAAAAUAAUGAGCACUCUACCGCAUCGAAAAUCGCAUCGCCGCCCAGAAAAUGAAUUUUAUAGCGGCAAAAUCAUAUUUCUUUUCGGUUCAACAAUGCAUACGGCGCAGUGACCUAAUGCUCAUUAUUUUCCCGAAAGACUGAUACUCGACCAAAAGAUCCUAACAAUGAUUUUUUCACGAAAUUCGCGAAAAGAAUUCCCAAUGCAUUUCGGAAUUUUUGCUUUUUCGUCGCGAACCCGCACAUGUUCUGAACAUGGUUUGACUGUGAUUCAGAAAAUAUAGGUUUUCAUUACCGGUCUGUCGGGAAAGUAAUGAACACAAUGUCGCGGCGUCAAUCGGGUCGCUGAAGUGAAAAGCAAUUUGUUUUGCACAAUUCAUUUUCUCGGCGGCGAUGGGAUUUUUGAUGCGAUAGGGUGCACAUUAUUUUCCCGACAGGCUGAUACAACGGAAGGGUUCGCUCUGCGAAGCAUAUUUUUUGAACAUGGUCAUCAGAUUUUUUCUGAAAAUUUGAGCCUACUCUUUACGGGGACAACCGGGAGACGGUGUGCUCAUUAUUUUUCCGACAGAUUGAUAUUUUCGAAAAACCUCUGAAACAAUUAACCCAUCGUAGAUUAUGGUACAUCAGAAUACCUGCAGGUCCGCAAAGUGAGAGGGGAUUAAUCCAGCCUGGUGUUCAGACAAAAUUCCCAAAAUAUUAUAUUGGGUAAUUUGCAGCAAUGACUUUUUUUAAUCUCAAGGCAAAUCCCCGUCGAUAAUUGCAAACGGAAAAAAUUGACGAGGGAUAGCUACGUGUGGAUUUGUAGAUUUGUCAUUCCGUGGAAAGACAAUAUAAAAAAUUUUUAAUCCGAUGAGCCUUUGUUUUCACAAAGAAAAUCUCGUUGCUUUGAGGGGAGAACGGAAGUGGAAAUUAUACAAAUUUUUGUGCAAAAGUACUGAAAAAAAAAUUUUUUACCGCUCUGUGGCGAGAAAAAAAUUUUAGCGCUGUGCAAAAAAAAGAAGGUUACUUUGCACGGUGCAUAAAAAUUUUUUUAUUUUUCGCACAGUGCAAAAAUCAAAAAUUUUCAAUUUUUGAGCGUUGCACUGUGCAAAAAAAUUUUUUUUUGCAAUUUUCGAAAUGUUUUUUUUGCGAAAUUUUUUUUGAUAAAAUCAAAAAUUAACCUUUGGAAAAUUUGCAAAAUUAAAAAAAUAAAAAAUUUAAAAUUUUCUUAACGCGCUGUGUAAAAUAAUUUUUUUUUUGAAAAUUAUAUAAAAAAAAUAUUUUUUUAGGAUUUUUUUUUCAAAAAAUUAAAGAAAAUCCUUUCGACCCGCGCCAAGUGCAAUGAACAAAAAUUUCGGAAAAAAUUAAAAUUUGAUUUCUAACCAACACUUCCGACAACCCUCACCCUAAUCCACUUUCUAUUACACCCGCAAUCCGCUAAUCGUCUGUGCGUUCCGUUAAUUUGGGAAAUUGCGGCGAAUGAAUAAAUCUUUUUGAGUUUAGAGGGUGUUCAGUGUAAUCGACUCGCUAAGUCGGGUUUAUUUCACACCCGUAAAGAGGGUCAGGCCCGCUUUCACGGUGAUUUGUGGCGGAUUUGAGGUGAAUUUGUGUACGGAAUUCGAUAUACAAUAUUAUUUCCGGGCUAUUGUAAUUGAACCCCCUAGUGUAAUAUAAUCGGAGAUCUAGAUUAUUUCCGUUUUUAAAAUUGUGUUUUAACUCUGAAAAUAGCAUGAUUAAGCGGUUUUCCAGCUGCAAAUGGAAUUUCAAGCGGAAUUAAAAGAUUUUCAAAAAAUCCGUCAUCAUGACCGAUUUUUUGGAAAUUUGAAACAACGUAAUUUUUGAAUUGUAGACUCUAUUUUUCUCAUCGUAUUAGCCAAUUUUCAAGCCUGAUUUUACACUUUGAAUACAAAAAUCAAGUCAUUCUUUGUGUCAUGAUGACGCAUUUUUUGGAAAAAUGGCACUGAAACGUUGAAAUUGUCAAAAAUCAAGACUUUUCGGUCGACCGACCAUGAUUUUAAUUUUUUUAUGUUUUCCAUGGUCAAAAUAUCGCUGUCACGAUGACAUAUUUUCUGGAAUUUUCGGAAAACCCUCAAGAAUCAGCUACAUGUUCGAAAAUUUCCAGAAUUUCCGGUGACAAAAUACGUCUUCCAUUCAAAAAAAAUUUUAAAAGAAUCCCCUCAAGGCAUCCAUUUCACGUUCGUAUGUUUUUGGCCCGUCACUUUUAAUCCUGACCUCUUCGAAAACAGCCUUAUGGAUCCUUCUGGAACACCGCACAUUAUCACAAAUUGUACUGGCAGCGCAGUAAACCGCCUUACAUCGGCGUCGCCGCAAACAUGACGAAGGCGGCGGAAAGAGGCUUUCGGCCGACGCUCUAGGUGUAUUUUUGUGCGGUUUUUGACGCGGCUUUGGGCUUAUGGAGACGCAUGGGGGGUUUAAACAGGCUGUAUGUACGUGGGAGAGGGUGGAUGGGGUUUGGUUUAACGUGUUGAAACUGGGAUCUUGAAUUUUUUUGGACUUCAGAGUACAAGCCACCGUUGAUUUAUAAAAAUAUCAGUCUGUCGGGAAAAUAGUGAGCGCUCUGUGGCAUGGAAAAUCGCAUCGUCACCGAGAAAAUGAAUUUUGUCGCCGCAAGAUCAAACUGCUUUUCAGGACACGAUCGGCGCAGCGACAUUGUGCUCAUUGUUUUCCCGAUAGACUGAUGCCAAAUAGUGGCCUAAAGUUUCUGAGUCGUAGCUCGUAGGGACCAAAAAUAGCUCACCGAACACGUAGAAUGUUAGAUUUAUCCGGGCCGAAAACAAGACAACGUCGUAAAUACAGCAAAAGUAUGAAUUUUUAUCUUGAGUUCGAGCUUUGAAAUAGCAGCCGAGAUUUCACAAAUCUCUGAAGUAUGUCAUCUGCGGAGAACGAUCUGAAAAAGAAACGCUUUUGAUCUGAAUAUCCUUGCCAGUUUCGCAUUGACUGCUUGUAAAUACAUGUCCUCUUCGACAAGGAUAAUAAACACUGCUAAAGGUCCAAAACAACAAAAUUCGAAUUGUGCUUUUAAACCCAGAGAUCUCCGUGGUUUCUUCAAGGUGAAAGCCAAGGAUUUACAAUGUUGUCAUUCUGUCGGGGAAGUAAUGAGCUCUCUAUCACAUCGAAGAUCGUAUCACCACCGAGAAAAUGAAUUGUAUCGCAAGAUCAAAUUGCUUUUAAAUUCAGCGAUGAGAUAGGGGCACAGUGAAAUUAUGCUCAUUAUUUUCCCGACUGACCGAUACAUUUGCCAUGAGUUUCAUUAAGAUGUAUACAUCCCAAGUAUACGCUAUUGUACAGUCACCUUCUCUGCCGCAAAUCCCGUCUGCAUUCGCGAAAUUGCACAUUCAUUUGGAAAUUAACCUGGUUCUUAGUCACUAAACCUUUUCUGUCGGAUUAUCGCCACGGAAGUCCCUGAAUUGUCAGCGUUAAUGCACUAUUGUCCUCGUUUGUACAGUGGCUAUAACUCCGCUUGUAUUAGUUCAAAGCCCAUGACCUUCCUUAUUACUCAUUCCAUUGCCCUUUCAAGCUGAUCUUGGCUAAGAUUUAGUCCAAUUCUUAGGCCAGGAUUUGACCCCAUCCCUUGGCUUAGAUCGGCCCCAUUCUUUGGCCAAACCCACCGUCUUAUCCCCAAUUACCAGGCCGGCUCCGGAAGUGGCUCAUCUUUUUUACUCAUUCGACCGUACCUGUGCGACGCCCCGGGCACUUUUUUGUGACGACCUUUUCCGGCGGCAUUGUCCAAAUUCUCACGACGGAAGCGGCCGGAUAAUCCCAAAUUUGGCUCGACUCCUCCCUUUUGUCUGUUACAAUUCUCACUUCUUAGCCUGACUUUUUUCGGGCUCGCGUGCUGAUUGGUUGGCGCCGGGAAAAGGGGCGGUGUCUCUGCGGGGAUUACACAUUUAUCCGCAAAUUUUUUCGGCCACUCGCACAUUUGUUCGAGGAUUAGCCGCUCGCAAAUCUUCCGCUGUCACAGUGGCUGAUCCCCGCAGGGCCCGGGAGGGCCGCGGAUUUGGGGACGUCAUCGCCGGAUUCCUACUUAAAGCCGCGGAUUUCGCGAUUCCAUUCAUUCGUUGGGCUUGUGGGUCCAAUGGGUGGCAAUGGCAGAGUAUCAAGACAAUUUCUGAGGGGGAUUUUAUCAAUUCUACAGGAAUAUAUUGGUGGGAGGGACGUUCGGACCUUAUUUUAGAGGUUUGGUAUACUAAUUUUGGGUUUUUUGGAUUUUCACUUUUUUAUUGGCUUGAUGGGCGGGACGAUGAUUAUAUCUGGGAUAUUAUGGGGCUGUUUAUUGGGAUUUAUCAUUUCUUGGAUGAGAAUUUGUUUAGACCCUCCAUUCGGAUAUUAUUUUUGACAUCACUUCAAGUUUUUUGAUGAUUUUACGUAUUUGUUUUUUCGAUCAUAUUUUUGGUUGUUUUAUCGACAGCUGCGGUUGUUUUGUAUCAACAGGGAUUUGUAGUUUUCAUACAAUAACUUAUAACUAAAGCCAAAAAAGACAGAAAUGCCUUCAUUUAUCCAACUUUUAAUGAAUUUUUAAAACUUUUUUGGUUUUUCCUCAUUUUUUGACCAUUAUCUCGAGUAAAACUUACUUUUCCUCAAUUUACAUUCAAUUCCUAAUAUUCCCAUUCUUUCAGCAAGCCGGUAUGGAUCACUCAAUAGUUCAAAUGCUCCUCCAAAACUCGCAAUACCACGCCCUGUUCCCCUACGCCAACGUGCUCGCCCUUCUCAUGCAGCAACAACAGCCACAACGGCCCGCUCUACUCACCGACUUCCAGCCACAACUCCCGUUCCUCAUGGGCAGUGUGCUCAGCGCCCCAACCUCCCCACCAAUGCCACUGACUGCCGCAUCGACGCCCGUUGAUUUGGGAAGCACUAAUGCCACAGUCGAUUCGCCACCUCCAUUGAGGCAGAUCAGUCUGGAUGAGGGGAGUAUGGACUGCUCGGGAAUGAAUUCUAUCUGUAAGUUUGUGGGUUUUUGGAAUUUUUUGAGGGCUUUGGAUACUUUUUGAGAGCAAAAAAUUUUUAUUCGAAAUAAAAAAAUUUUAAAAAAUCUCAAAUUCUACAUAGGAAUUUUGGAUUUUUUGAGGGAUUUUGAUGUAUUUUUAUGAACAUUUUUUCGAAAAAAAGUCAAAAGAUAAAAAAAAUCUUUGAAAUAAAAAAAUUUUUUUUAAAAAUCUUUACCCUCAUCUUUUCAGCCAAAAACAAGCUCGGUCGCAGUUACAACCCCGGCCGUCCCUUGGCGAUGGCGGACCGCCAACGAAUCCUCGACCUCUACAAGCGCGGCCACAAGAUUUCACACAUUGCCCGCAUGAUCGGCGUCACUCAUUCCUGCGUCUCCAAGAUCAUGACUCGCUACCGGCGGACGGGCUCCAUGUGCCCACGAAUUGGGCUCGCCACAACGCGCAAGAACAGCAGUGUGUUGCGGUCGCCGGCGCGUUCAAGUGCCUCGCCCAGCAGUGAGUCCAUUUCGUCGGCGUGCACGGUGAACCCGCUGGAGGCGGAGAUGUUGAUGUCGCAGCGACGCGAGCUCUACAGUCAGAUGGCGCAGCUGGAGGUGCCGCAAAUGUUGACGAUUCAGCAGAUUCAGCAACUCAGUGAGCUGCAGAACUUGAAUUUGAUGGGACAGGAGCAGUUUGUGUUACACAAGCCGGUGCCUAUCAAUGAAAGUGUAUUUUAG
Molecule: messenger RNA, 17350 nt
Organism: Bursaphelenchus xylophilus (pine wood nematode)
Lineage: Eukaryota; Metazoa; Nematoda; Chromadorea; Rhabditida; Aphelenchoididae
Source: the annotation of a GenBank genome assembly